Columba livia (rock pigeon) is the source of this 3487-nucleotide messenger RNA. It is a transcript of the gene FIRRM, whose product is annotated as FIGNL1 interacting regulator of recombination and mitosis. Bases 695 to 3355 code for a protein of 886 amino acids. The transcript is spliced from 28 exons. NCBI's taxonomy places the organism in Eukaryota, Metazoa, Chordata, Aves, Columbiformes, Columbidae. The record is from RefSeq and is a predicted model, not a curated record.
UCUCCCGGCUCCUCACCCGCCCGGGCCGCCGCUGCCCCUCACCGUGUAGUAGGAGAGGAGCCCGGCGUUAUAGUCCAGCACGAACCAGCGGUACUGCCAGCCCUUCAUGACAUUGGUCCAUUUGCUCAGCGGGCCCUCCAUGAUAGACGCCAUCUUAGGCACCGAACCGGCACCAACCGCACACCGCCCGUUCGGUCACUGUGUCAACUGCUGACAACGUAAUCAUCAUAAUGAUGGAUUUAUGUUUUAGCCUGAUGGUGCAUGAUUCUUUUUCUGCUUGUUGGUAGCAAGCAAUGUCUUUUAUUUGUACCUUCAGGAAAAAAUUUCCUAAUUUCCUCCAUUUGAUUUUUUUAUGGAACAAAUGCACUAAUAAAUUACAAUCAAGUAGAAGAUGAAGCCUUCGGUGUCAUCUUCAGUCUCCUGCUACUGUCCUUCAAAGAAUUAUAUUUGGUUUAGGGAGUUACAAGGAGGAAGAUAGAUGGGAGAGAAUCAACUUUACCCUACAGGCAGUCAUUCUUAAAAGAGGAUAAUUGAAUCCAGUAUGCCAAUAAGUGCCAUGGUUUGCUGCUUAACAGGAGCUUGCUGACUUCAGACCACUUCCCAAGAAAAAACCUGCAUUUGUUGAGUGCAGCAGGUGCUUUAAAGAUAACCUUUGUGGCAGAACGAGUUUGAGUUUCUUUAACAUUUUUACUCUAUGUAUCAAGAGUCAGAAGACUGGACUGAGCAUAUUCGUGUUUUGAGGAUCCUGACUGAAAUGUUUUUGCCCCAUAUCAGCAUUGCAGAUUUGGAAGAAACUUUUUUCUCAAAAGUAUUACCUAAGACUCUACAGUUUUUUGAUAACUUGAUGUAUGAAUUAUCCAGUGAGGCCAAAGGAUUAACCAGCCAGAAUACAGAGUUAUGCAGUACUGUAAGGAAUCUUCUACAGACUAUGGUGCAACUGUUGGAAACUCUGACGUGUUGUGUACGAUACAUCUGCACGCUGCAGGAGUGUGUGCCUCUGGAGAGUAUCCGCACCCUUCCAUCCUCAGUUCUGUAUGUCAUAAAGAACACAUUUACACACUGCAAGGACAGUGAAUCAGUGUACUGCGGGCAUCUGCACUUGAUUUCUGACCUCCUACAGGCCAUGUUCAAGGAAACUUACUCCCUUCAGAAGCAGUUGAUGGAACUACUUGAUAUGAUUUCCAUAGGCUCUGCUUCUACUGAAGAUAACAUCGCAGAUAUGGUGUCAGUAAUCCACACGGUGCUGGAGAUAUGCUCUGUCAUUUCCAAUAUGGACCAUGCUCUUCAUGCCAAUACGUGGAAGUUCAUAAUCAAGCAAAGCCUGAAGCAUCAUUCUCUGCUGCAGUGUCAUCUGAAACACAGUGACAUCCUUGGUGGCCUCUGCAAGGACACUCUCCUUUCCUUUAACUCCUGUUUGCAACUGGCUGAGCAAAUGAAGAUGUCGGAGAUACAGGAUGGCACUGACCUCAGGCUGUUCCAGAAGACAGUCAAACUGUGCAGGUUCUUUGCUAAUUCCCUUGUACACUACACCAAGGAAUUUCUUUCUUUCUUCUCUGAUUCAUGUUCUCAGUUACAUCAGCUCUUUCUUCAAAUAUACAGCAAAUUUCCUCCCAGUCUCUAUGCUCCAGAGAUCUUGGAAGUUCAUAGAGAUGAAAUAUCCCGGGUUUUUCUUGUGGCACUGGACCCUCUCAUCAGCCAGCUCCUCCGCUUUCGCCCUUUUAUGGAGCAAGUGUUAAAUGACAAGUUAGGUCUCCCUCCUGAGCAGCAGCUGUCCCAGUGUCUCAUCCUGAUUUCCGUAAUGAACAAGCUGUCCUCUCAGCCUGAAGAAGUGCAGACUCUCUGGAACACAGGAAAAAGCAGGUCUUUGUUUUCUGCUCUCUUCUUGAGCUUCCGGCAGUGUUUUGGUGAGCUUUCUCUCCCAGUUUGUUUGCCAGAGGUGAUCAGUACAGGACAGCCAGCAGUUCUCAUCACCCUCUAUCACUAUGUCUGUGUCCACCUGUGCUCCUUCAUUGCUUCCACACUCCCAUCACACUUUCCUCAGCUGGAGUAUGCUCUGCUGGAUGCUGUGCUGGGUUCUAGUAUGAUCACAUCUCUGCUAGCGAUGGAUGCGUGGUGCUUCCUUGCCCGAUAUGGAACAGCUGAACUGUGCGCUCACCACGUUGUUGUGAUCGCCCACUUGAUAAAGUCUUGGCCCAGUGACUGUUAUGAAGUCUCUGCCUUGGGUGUUCUGCUGAGGCGUAUGCUGUUCUUGAUGGCUCCAGAUCAUCAGGCAAAAUUUGCUCAGAAGUUUUUUCCAGAAGAGGAGGAGAACCUGGCUGUGUGGCAGCAUAUAUCCCUCAAGGCCCUGAAUCCUGAUCUUAGGAAACGAGUGGCCUGUCAGCUCUGCAUGGCAGGGCUUGCGCAGUGCAGGCGAUGGCUGAAUAGCAGGCGCGCUUUGGGAGAGCUCCGACCUGUGAAUACUGCCCUUUCUGUCCUGCUGGCUGCCUGCAAUUUUGCUGGUGACACUCUGGAGGCAGAACUUCAGGCAUCUAUCUUGGGAGUACUUGGUCAGUUCUGGACUUUUCUCCAGGCUAAGCAGGUCUCAGAUGAGCCAUGUCUCCAGCAGACCCUGUGUUUAUUACUUCACCUUUUGGAAUUUUUCAUCCAAGCAUUAGAUGCUCAACUGAUUACUCAGGUAUUUGCACUGCAGUCUGCCCUCUUCCAGCUGGACCCCCCAGAUCACGUUCGUCUAGCAAUGGUGGAUUUUCUGUCUGCUAUGGGAAAGGUGUUUAUACCACAAGAAGCACAGAGGCAAGUUGUAUCCCAGUUGUCAUCUUUGUUUGCUUCUCUGCUGGCUGACCAGACCUGGCUGAUUCAUCAGCAUGCCUUGGAGGCAUUCACACAUUUUGCAGAGGAAACAAGCCACGAGGAUGUUGUUCCUCAGUGCCUUAAUUCUGAAGAAACUAAGAACAAAGUUGUUAGUUUUCUGGCUAGGACGAGGCAUGUAGAAGAGACAACAGAAGCACGAGCAGAACGCAUGAAACAGGAAAGGAUUACCUGCAGUGCACAGUUUACGAAAAUGGCUGGAGAACGGGAGGCAACAGGAGAGCCUCUGGCAAAACGAGCAUGUCACCCACCCUCUGAGGAGCAGUAUAAAUCAGCAGUGGGCACGAUGGAGGGGGCAGUGGAGGCUGUGAAGCUGCUACUCCAGAAAGGGUCACCCCCUGCUUGGCUUGCAGUGAAGCUGGAGGCUCUACAUACAGCUCUAGCCACCCUCAGAGACAGUGUACGGAAACAGCUGUUCUUUUCUAUUCUGACACUGAGUUUGAUCUCACCUGUCCAGUGCCACAGCUCUUCUACUGCUCCACAACACUGACUGCACUACAGUGAGUGAUUUUUUCCCCCCUAAAAUGAGGUUGAUGCUACAACAGUACUUCUUAAAAAUAAAGUGUGCCAUUUUCAAAUGUUAUAAACAACUUCAGUUUACAUCCAGGGCUCUUCUCCCCAU